Musca domestica (house fly) is the source of this 1835-nucleotide messenger RNA. RefSeq names its product probable lysine-specific demethylase 4A (gene Kdm4A). Gene Ontology annotation, biological process: chromatin remodeling. Gene Ontology annotation, cellular component: nucleus. NCBI's taxonomy places the organism in Eukaryota, Metazoa, Arthropoda, Insecta, Diptera, Muscidae. Gene Ontology annotation, molecular function: histone H3K36 demethylase activity; histone H3K9 demethylase activity. Bases 230 to 1717 code for a protein of 495 amino acids. The transcript has 2 exons. The record is from RefSeq and is a predicted model, not a curated record.
UAAAAUAUUUUAUAAAAAUAUAUUUCGAACGCAAAUAACAAACCAAAACUGGAUGGAGAGGAGUACCGGGCCACAAAUACAUUCCCAUAAAUCCAAGUUUGAUGGAUUUCUAGUACUAUCUGUCUAUUAAAGGCGAAAAGAAAUUACAACUUGAUAUACAACGCUGCAAAUAAAAUCAUAAAACCAAUAAAGUUGAUUGAGAGAAAAGUAACAACAAAUUGAUUACAAAAUGUCCAGCAGUUCAGAGGAUGGAUGUCGAAAGAAAAUUCCUCGCAUAAUGACAUUUCGUCCCAGCUACGAAGAGUUUAAAAACUUUUCGGCAUACAUUGAUUACAUAGAAUCGAGGGGUGCACACUUGGGUGGCAUUGCAAAGAUAAUACCUCCGCCAGAAUGGAAACCAAGAUCAGAGGGCUAUGAUAUUGAUAACAUCAAUAUGACCAUACCGGCGCCAAUUUCUCAAGUUGUGUCGGGCAAACAAGGUGAAUACCAACAGAUCAAUGUCUUGAAAAAGUCCAUGACAUUACGCCAGUUUAAAGAACUGGCCGAAUCAGAGCGACAUCAAACACCAAAACAUUUUGACUAUGAUGAUCUCGAAAGGAAAUAUUGGAAAAAUGUAACAUACAUAGCACCCAUGUAUGCGGCAGAUGUUAAGGGAUCGCUAAGCGACCCAGAUCUCGAUGUAUGGAAUAUUGAUCGUUUAGAGACGAUAUUGGACUAUGUUAAUAAAGAUUAUGGCAUAGAGAUUGAUGGAGUUAAUACGGCGUAUUUAUAUUUUGGCAUGUGGAAAAGUUCAUUUGCAUGGCACACCGAAGAUAUGGAUCUCUAUUCAAUAAAUUAUCUUCAUUUUGGGGCGCCCAAAACUUGGUAUGCCAUACCGCCGGCAUAUGGCCGACAGUUGGAAAAGUUGGCCAAUCGAAUUUUCUAUGAAAACUAUCAGAACUGUAAUGCCCAUUUGAGACAUAAAAUGACUUUAAUCAGUCCGCAGGUGUUGAAACAAAAUAAGAUUCCCUACAAUCGCAUUACCCAAGAGGCCGGUGAAAUUAUGAUAACAUUUCCAUAUGGCUAUCAUGCUGGAUUCAACCAUGGCUUCAAUGGUGCGGAGUCUACAAACUUUGCCUCCAAACGCUGGAUAGAAUAUGGCAAAAGAGCCUCCAUAUGCCACUGCCGCAAGGAUAUGGUUAAAAUUUCAAUGGAGACCUUUGUCAAACGUUUUCAACCAGAACGUUAUGAUAAUUGGCUGAGAGGAGUAGAUUAUGGCUGUCAUCCAGAGGAGCCAGAAAAACUUUGCCCUGCCCCACCACCCACCAUCAAUAAGUAUACAUAUUUGAAGAGAAAAUCCUCCGAGUGCUCAGAAAGUUCUCAACAAAAACGAGGCUGUUCACUGGCAUUGCGAGAUGAUGCAACGGCAAAUAAUCUCGAAUUAGAAAACACACCAGCCAAUGUGAACAGUGGUAGCAUACCACUGGAACAGCUUUUUUCGAAAAAAGUACCCACAUUAAAGUUACAUAAAAUUGAUAUAGAUUCCAAAGACUCGCCACUAAGUGGAAUGCCAAGGUGUGUAGACUACAAUGCUACGGCCGCUGUACAAAUUCAGCGCAUAUGGAAUGAACUGCCAUGUCCAACACCGGGAAAAAAUCUUCUCACCAAUGGUAUUAUUAAGAAUACCAAGCGUAUGCGUUUUCAAACCAAAACCAUUCUAUUGGAUGAUGAAGAUUGAGACAAGGGGUUUUUGUUUAUUGUUUUUUUUUUUUUAUUUUUUAGAAUUAAAUGUUCUUUUUGUAAUUUGAAGAACUUUAUUUUGAUAUAUUAUUAAAAUAAACGUUUAAAAUAGGAAA